This is a messenger RNA of Penicillium verhagenii, 2082 nucleotides long. Its product is annotated as putative autophagy ubiquitin-activating enzyme ApgG. Lineage: Eukaryota; Fungi; Ascomycota; Eurotiomycetes; Eurotiales; Aspergillaceae. Gene Ontology annotation, molecular function: Atg8 activating enzyme activity; Atg12 activating enzyme activity. The transcript is spliced from 7 exons. Gene Ontology annotation, cellular component: phagophore assembly site; cytoplasm. The coding region runs from base 1 to 2082 and encodes 693 amino acids. The record is from RefSeq and is a predicted model, not a curated record. Gene Ontology annotation, biological process: piecemeal microautophagy of the nucleus; autophagosome assembly; C-terminal protein lipidation.
AUGCAGUAUACACCAUUUGUCUCUGAUAUUGAGCUGCCAUUCUACACAGCUCUAGCCUCACACAAGAUUAAUCAUGAUAAACUGGACGACUCUGCCCGCCCGGUCCUAGGCCUGUAUGAGAUUCGCUCUACAGAUUCCGCAAAUGCUUCCUGUCGAAUGCAGAUUAAUGGGAAUGCACUUACAGGCGCAGAAGCACCCGCCGGGCUGUACCGUGCAGAAGGCAUGAUCAAAAAUGUCAAUACAAUCGAGGAAUAUCGCAAUUUGGACAAGGCUAGCAUGAUCCACCAGACUGGAAAAAUGAUCUGGGACGCUAUUAAUGACGGGACUAUAUUCUCCUGUCCCUCUUUGCUUUCGUCGUUUACCAUAUUAUCCUUUGCCGACUUGAAGAAGUACAAGUUCUACUACUGGUUUGCCUUCCCUGCCCUCCACUCCGAUCCGUCGUGGAUGGAAUCCACAUUGCCCCAGCCCAACUCCCAUCGGAGCGAAAUGACCACAGCAUCCCAAGGAGAAAUUUUAUCACCCGAUGACAACUUGGCCCUUGUGGAGGCUGUUCAAACCUGGAGCUAUGGUACAGAUGACCGACAACGGGGAUUUUUCUUGGCUCGGAAGCAAAGAAGAUCCUCUGGUUCCUUAACGCAAAGCAAAUGGCAGAUUGCAUGCUUGUCCGAAUACGAGAACGGGUUUUUCACUGGUGCCGCACUCAAGGAUCGAUAUGUAUGCUUCGCAGAUCCAUCUAAUUAUGAUACUGCCCCGGGUUGGAUGUUGCGAAACCUACUUGUAUUAAUCAAGCAACGGUGGAGGCUUGAUCAAGUUCAAAUCCUACGAUAUCGUGACGUGCAUUCAAAGCGUGAUCAAUCCAGAAGCGUAGUAAUCCGACUGGAAUUGAAACCGGGAUCGGCUCCAGACGCAACGAACCUGACGCAAACCGAGACCCAGCUACCAAAAAUAACUGGCUGGGAACGCAACCCAGCGGGGAAGCUAGCGGGCCGUGUUGUCAGUCUCACGGAUUAUAUGGACCCCAUUAGACUGGCAGACCAAUCGGUCGAUCUCAAUCUCAAACUCAUGAAAUGGCGCAUCAGCCCGACGCUCAAUCUAGAAAAGAUCAAACAUACGAAAUGUCUUCUGCUUGGUGCUGGUACGCUAGGGAGCUAUGUUGCUCGAAAUUUGUUGGGUUGGGGAGUAAAAAAAAUCACUUUCGUCGACAAAGGCAGCGUUUCAUUCUCUAAUCCCGUUCGGCAGCCGCUGUUUACUUUCACAGAUUGCCUGAAUGGUGGGGCACCGAAAGCUACUCGAGCAUCUCAAGCUCUGACUGCGAUCUAUCCUGGGGUAGAUACCAAUGGCUAUGAGAUUACUGUGCCUAUGGCCGGUCAUCCAAUCCUCGAUGAAAGUGCGACACGAGGGGACUUUGAGACGCUUAGAGGUCUUAUUGAUGAGCAUGAUGCUAUUUUUCUUCUCAUGGAUACUCGAGAGUCACGCUGGUUGCCCACAGUCAUGGGAAAGGCAGCAGGAAAAAUCGUGAUGAAUGCAGCGCUUGGAUUUGAUUCAUUCGUGGCAAUGCGUCAUGGAAUUUCCGGAGAAGGAGAUAAAGCAGCAGACCUUGGGUGCUAUUUCUGCAAUGAUGUUGUAGCGCCAGCGAAUUCUAUCAAGGAUCAAACGCUCGAUCAACAAUGUACAGUCACCCGCCCCGGUGUUGCCGCCAUCGCCUCAGCACUUCUGGUUGAACUUUUGGUCUCAGUCUUGCAACACCCAGAGGGUGUUUCUGCGCCAGCUCCCCUCAGUCAACGUGAUGAGCGUGGGGAUCACCCUCUUGGACUUGUCCCCCAUCAAAUACGUGGGUUCCUUGGAACAUUUGAAAACAUCGUAGUCACUGGCAAGAGCUAUCCCUGUUGUAGUGCCUGUUCCGAAAAGGUGAUAGCUGCGUAUCAGGAACAAGGUUGGGAUUUUGUGCGACGGGCUUUGAACCAGCCAGGAUAUGUGGAGGAGUUAAGUGGCCUGAAAGAGGUUCAAGAAAGGGCCGAAGCGGCACUGGCGGAUAUUGACUGGGAUGAAGUUGAAGAGAAUGAGAAGGCCGAGGACCUGUAG